This is a messenger RNA of Plasmodium coatneyi, 3924 nucleotides long. Its product is annotated as ATP-dependent RNA helicase. The coding region runs from base 1 to 3924 and encodes 1307 amino acids. Gene Ontology annotation, molecular function: RNA helicase activity; RNA binding; ATP binding. The transcript is spliced from 2 exons. Gene Ontology annotation, biological process: maturation of 5.8S rRNA; RNA catabolic process. The record is from RefSeq and is a predicted model, not a curated record. Gene Ontology annotation, cellular component: nucleus. Lineage: Eukaryota; Apicomplexa; Aconoidasida; Haemosporida; Plasmodiidae.
AUGUCUGGCGGUAAUAUUGAUGACUUAUUUAACGUGUUCGAGGAAAAUGACAUAGACGAUAAUAUUUCCACAAAAGAUGAAGCGGGCGAAGGGGGGGGUGGCGGAAUCCCCGUGGAAAACCAUCCCCAGGGUGAAGUGAACGAACAGACACCCAGUAACAUGCAUACUGACAAAGGCGCAUUAGGAGGUGGACAGGAUGACACUAAAGGGGAAGCGCAAUUGAAUACGCAACCGCAGGGUGCAUCAGCCGCCCCUAUGGGGACCCCCCAAAUAAACGUGGAAAACCUCAUUUCGUGUAAAAAGAGGGACCAAAAAGUGCAGAGCAAAAUAAAGGAGGAAAUAUACAACGACAUACAAAUUGCUGAUGACACGACCAGAAAUGCAAGCAACAAAAUGAGAAAGUUGAACGAAAAGCAAAACGGAAAAAACGUGGAAAAAAGCGAAAAUGGAACCGACCAUGAUAACGAACCGGUAGAAGAAACGCUAAUCGAAAAUAGCAAAACGAUAAACAAUGACGAUGUGCUCGUGUUGGAGGAAUUCCGCAGUGACGUCAAUUGCAUUCACAAGUGCAUCCGGCCAAAGAGCUACAUCCACAACAAACUCAGUGAAAAUCUCACCCCAGCCAGGACCUACAAAUUUGAAUUAGACACUUUUCAGAAAAAAUCCAUUGAAUGUUUGGAACGAAACGAAAGUGUCCUCGUGUCAGCACACACAUCAGCAGGAAAAACGGUCAUCGCAGAGUACGCCAUCGCGCUAGGGUUAAGGGAUAAGCAAAGGGUUAUCUACACCAGCCCUAUAAAAGCGCUAAGUAAUCAAAAGUACAGAGAUCUGAGUGAAGAAUUUAAAGACGUCGGAUUGAUUACGGGAGAUAUUUCCAUAAAUCCUGAUGCGUCUAUUAUCGUCAUGACGACGGAAAUUUUGAGAUCCAUGUUGUAUAGAGGCUCUUCCCUAACGAAAGAAGUAAAGUGGGUAAUUUUCGAUGAAAUCCAUUACAUGCGGGAUAGAGAUAGAGGAGUCAUCUGGGAAGAAACGAUCAUCCUACUCCCCCUCAUGGUGCGCUUUAUUUUCCUAAGUGCAACCAUCCCAAAUGGUAUUCAAUUCGCAGAAUGGGUAAGCAGUAUUAAAAGCCAAGCUUGCCAUAUUGUCUACACAGAUUAUCGACCCACCCCCCUGCAACAUUAUAUCUACCCAACAUCCAGCGAAAGUGUUUUUCUAAUCUGCGAUGAAAAUAAAGAUUUUAAAAAAAAUAAUUUCAUAAAAGCGGUCAACGCGAUAAAGGAAAAAAACAACAUGUCAGAGGAUAGUCACCACCAAAGUGGUAAUAGUAAGCAUAACAAACGGGCAAAAAAAAACGUCCACGAUAUUGAAAAAAUUGUACAGAUGUGCCAUUCGCGUAAUUAUACCCCUCUUAUCAUUUUUGCAUUUUCCAAAAAGGAAUGCGAAAUAAAUGCCACGACCAUGCAUAAAGUGGACUUAACAGACGACACAGAGAAGGAAGUCAUAAAAGAGUUGUACGAAAACGCCAUUCAAAUUUUAGCUGAUGAUGAUAGGGCUUUACCGCAGGUCCAGUUUAUUCUCCCCCUCCUGUUAAGGGGUAUAGGAAUCCAUCAUGGGGGCCUACUACCCAUCAUUAAAGAAAUAAUAGAAAUUAUGUUCCAAGAAUCCCUGCUGAAGGUUUUAUUCAGUACAGAAACUUUCUCCAUGGGAAUUAACAUGCCAGCGAAGACGGUCGUUUUUACCUCCUUGAGAAAAUUUGAUGGAGUAGAAAAACGGUUAAUAACAUCGGGGGAGUAUAUUCAAAUGGCUGGCAGAGCUGGCAGACGGGGGUUAGACGACAGAGGGAUUGUUAUUAUUAUGUUAGAAAGCCCACUACACUGGAGAGAGGCGGAAAAAUUAUUCGUCGGAGAAGCAAACAGACUAGUUAGUCAGUUCCACUUAGGGUAUAAUAUGAUUUUAAAUCUACUCAGAAUAGAAGGAAUUACGCCAGAGUUUAUGAUCGAGAGAUCCUUCAUUCAGUACCAAAUGAAGAAAAACCUCUUCCAGAAAAUUAUGGCCAAAAAAAAAGUGGAAGAAAAAAUUAAAGAAAUUUUUAACCAAUUGACUAGUAUCUACUUGGAUAAGGAUGACCAGGAGAUUAGUAAGGAAAAUCUCCUGAAGAAAAUUAUGGACCAUAAUUAUGAGUGCAUCUCCAGGGGGGGUGAAGAAAUGAAUGCAACUGAAAUGGGCCACACUCUACAUGACGACCAGAAUGGCAACGCGGAAGAAGGUAUACCCCCAGGAGGAGUGGAAGAAGAAAUAGGUAUCGACGCGGAACACACCGUCGACAUGAUGAACGGUGAAAACUUCACCAUAAAUGAUCAGCUCAAAAACUACAACACCGUCUUUUCCUGCAUUUCCAAUUACUACAUAUUAAGGAACAAACUGAUCGAGUUGGGCGAAACGUACAGGUCUAUACUGACAGCCAGGAAGAACAUCACCCCCUACUUGGCCAUGGGGAGACUGCUCUACCUGGUGGAGGACGACCUGAGGUGGGGUUGGGCCAUAUGCAUUGAGGGAAAGGUUGUGGAGCGAGCUCACGGGGGCCGCACCGCCGGUCGGAACAACGUCACUAACCACGCUAACCACGCUAACCACGCUAACCACCCGAACCACACGAAUGAAGCUAAUGGCGCUGUGCUGCUCGUGGACUGCCUAGUGCCGUACAGCCAAAACAGAAAAAGGAAACUGUCCCACAGUGACGACGACGAAAACAAUGACGACGCAGAGGAAGAAGACACGCGGAAGGAAUUCGCACCGGCCAACGACAGGAUGAAGGCCAAGUGGAAACUCAUCACCUUUCACAUAAAAUGCAUCUACCAAAUUUCGGCUGUCGUCUUAAACCUAGACAAACCCUUUGACAAAAAAAAUGAAGAACAAAUAAUGAGCGCCAAAAUGAAGUAUAACACUAUGGUAACCUGUCUGAAGGGAGAAAAAAAUAUUCCAGUUAUUAACCCCCACCAGAUGGAUAUUAAAGAUGAAGCCUUCCUAAAAGUUGUAAAAAAUAUUAACUACCACGAACAUAUGUUAGGUAGAAAUAAAUUACUGAACAAUCCAAACCUUCAGAAGUUUUACCAGCUGUACAACAUGUAUGUUGCUCUGCAGUUUGAAAAGAACCUUUUAGAGGCCAACAUAGAAAAGUGCAGAUUCAUAGUCUUAAAGAAGGAACUAAAAAAUAUGCUCGUUCUUCUACAAGGCUUGAAUUAUAUAGAAAUUUCCCACAACUUGGAAGGGGAAAACGCGCAACAUGGGACAAACAAUCAGGAAGUCAAUGUGGAGACGGACAAAGGAGACGAUGAAGCCAACCAUAAUGGACUCAUCACCGGAGGGGACUUCACCCCGAGUGACGAAAAAAGCUACGUCGUAACCAUGAAAGGACAAAUCGCCAGUGCCAUCCUCAGUGUGGACGAAUUAGUCAUUUCGGAGUUAUUUUUCUCCAACUUUUUUAGUAAGUACAACUACGACUACAUAUGUGCCUUCCUCUCCUGCUUUGUCUAUGACGAAUCCACGAACAAAGAAGUAACCAUUGAAGACGGAGUUCUUGUGGAAGGCUACGAACAGAUAAUUAAAACGGCCACCCACGUUUGUAACAAAAUGAACGAAUGUGGAAUGAACAUAAAUUUGAAAGACUACCUGGACAAGUUCAAGUCCGCCAUUAUGCCAAUCGUCUUGCAGUGGGUACGCGGUUACUCCUUCAUGGAAAUUCUCACCGAUUCGCAGAUAUACGAGGGCUCCAUCAUACGCACGCUCAGACGCCUGGAUGAACUGCUCAGACAAAUGAUCUGCGCCUUCAGAGGAAUCAACAACGACAGCAUGUGCGAAAUUUUGACAGAGGCGACCAAAAAGCUUCGACGCGGCAUCCCCUUCUCCCCCUCUUUGUACCUAUAA